AUGGCUACCCCUAGUGUCCUAGCUUUUGACGCUGAGGGUCGCGCCAUUGAUUUUGAGGUCUGGUUAGACGACCUGCAGCUGUUCUUACAGUGCGACAGGGCUGACGACCUUUCUCUCUUUGACCUCACCUCUGGCGCCUCUCCUGCCCCUGCUGCUGAUGCUGAUCCCACUGUCCGCUCUAAGUGGGCCACCCGCGAUGCUGCUGCACGUCUUGCUGUGCGUCGCCACCUCCCUACCUCUGAGCGUGCGCACUUUAGUCAGUACAAGAGUGCUCAGACCUUGUACGACGCUGUAGUUGCGCGCUACUCCUCCCCUGCCACUGCUGCACUGAGCCUCGCGCGCCUCCCUGACUCCCUUCGCGUCGUCAGGGACCACUUUCUCGCAGUCUGUCCCACCACCCUCACCGUCGACCUCCUCGAGAAGGCCCUCCUCGCAGCGGAGAAGAGCAUAGUCGCUGUAGGUGCUUCUCGUGGUGACCCUCGCACCCCCAUCUUUGAGGGGUGCUCUCCUUCCCCCUUGCUGCCCUCUGUUGCCUCUGCUGCUGCUGCCGACCUGCUUGGUCUUGAGUCGGUCGGCGCGGCGUCUGCCCCUAGUGGGAGACGUCGCUCCAGCAAGGGCAAGGGGGGCAAGGGCGCGGGUGGAGCUGGAGGGGGCGGUGGCGGUGGCGGCGGUGGCGGCGGAGGGAGUGGGGGUGGCGGCGGGACUAGUGGCGGAGGUGGUGGUGGUGGUGGCAGCAGUGGCGGAGACGGUGGUGGUGGUGCCAGCGGUGGUGGUGGAGGCAGCGGCGGUGGUGGAGGCGGCGGAGGUGGAGGCGGUGGAGGCGGCAGCGGAGGAGGCGGUGGUGGUGGUGGAGGUGGAGCUGGUCGAGGUGGUACCCAGCAGCGUAGCGGCGGUGGUGGUGGCCAGCGCUCGCAGCGGCAGCAGCAGCAGCGCUCGCGGGACAUCCCUCCGCCUCAGCAGCUUCGUGAGUGGUAUGCUGGGCGUCAGAGGGGUGGGGGUACUGGUCCCUGCACCUACGUUCUUCGUUCCGGCGACCGCGCGGGUGAGCAGUGUGGGGGUGCCCACGCCACCCAGCGCUGCUUUGGCCGCCUGACGGACGCUUGGCGUCAGCAGUUCCCUGGGGCUAGUGAGAUCCCUCGCUGGGAUGAGCUUCUCAGGGCUGGUGUAGCGAUCUUUGAUCUUGAUUUUGAUGCUAUCCCUGCUGCUAUGUAUGUUGUGGAUUAUAGUGAGGAGAAUGAGGGUUACCGUUGUUUCCAGCCCGACCCGGGCAUUGGUACUGCUGCGCUAGGUGCUUGUGAGGCUGCUGCUCUAGGUGCCAGUGCAUCUGUGCUCUCAGGUACUGGUGAGACUGCGCUCUCAGGUACUGCGUCGUCCUCGUCCUCCCUCACUUUCACACUUGACUCCGGAGCUUCUCGCUCCUUCUUUCGAGACCGCACUACCCUUACGCCGCUCGGCCGGCCGGUUGCGGUCUCCCUUGCUGACCCCUCUGGGGGUCCUGUCCUUGGAGCGGACCUGCAGGAUGUGGGGGUUCACCAGUUCACUCCUGCGAGUCAGCGGGUGACCCACUGCACGGAGGCACGCACAGGCCGACACCUGGCCACGUUCUCGCGUCGGCCGGGGUCGAGUCUCUACACCCUGACCGUUGAGUCUCCUCCUGUCCCUGCGUCUGGUCAGGUGGCUGCGUCGGGUCAGGUGCUUGCUGCUGCGUCCCGGUCAGGUCCUGAGUCUGCCCCCUGUUCUUGUCGCCUCCUGUCUCACGAGACUCUCCUGUGGCACCACCGUCUUGGCCACCCCUCCUUGCCCCGUCUUCGGAGCAUGGCUUCCCGUGUCCUUGUCUCUGGUCUUCCCCAGUCUCUCCCUCCUCUCCCCUCCGGGCCGGGACCUUCCUGUGUCCCCUGUGUCGAGGGUCGCCUCCGGGCUACUCCUCACUCCUCCCACUUCCCCCCGACAGAGGCUCCCCUGCAGACGCUUCACAUGGAUGUGUGGGGCCCAGCCCCCGUCCGUGGGCAGGGUUACGAGCGCUACUUCCUGUUGGUGGUUGACGACUACUCGCGUUACACCACAGUCCUCCCCUUGCGCAGCAAGGGUGCGGUCACUGAGGUACUGAUCGACUGGAUCCGUGAGGCUCGUCUCCAGCUCAGGAAGAGCUUCGGCUCGGACUUUCCUGUUCUGCGUCUGCACUCUGACAGAGGCGGAGAGUUCUCUUCUCGCCUUCUGCGGGACUACUGUCGUGCACGGGGGAUCCGCCAGACCUUCACGCUUCCGGACUCACCACAGCAAAAUGGGAUUGCUGAGCACCGCAUUGGCAUGGUCAUGGAUGUCGCUCGUACGUCCAUGAUGCAUGCGGCUGCCCCCCAUUUUCUGUGGCCGUUUGCGGUGAGGUACGCGGCGCAUCAGCUCAACCUUCACCCCCGGGUCUCUCGGCCUGCGAUGUCCCCAGCCUUGCUGUGGACGGGGAAGGUUGGCGAUGCGUCUGUGUUCCGUGUCUGGGGAUCUCGGGCGUUUGUCCGCGACUUGUCUGCGGACAAGCUGUCCCCUCGUGCUGCUCCCUGUGUCUUCCUUGGCUUCCCCACUAACGCCCCAGGGUGGCAGUUUUACCACCCCUCCUCUCGUCGUGUUCUGUCCUCCCAGGACGUCACGUUCGACGAGUCAGUCCCCUUCUACCGUCUCUUCCCCUACCGCACUCCUUCCCUCCCCCCUCCCCCGGACUUCCUUGUGCCGGUUCCCCCCCCGGUAGACCCCCUCCCCCCUCAGGUUCCUGCCCCCUCAGGUGUGUCCCAGGUAGACGCCGUUGACCCGGUCGAGGUUACUGGUGACUCUGGUGCUGCUGCGGGUGCUGAGCCUGGGGGUGCUGACUCUGGGGGUGCUGUGCGCGGGGGUGCUGAGCCUGGGGGUGCUACUGCUGGGGGUGCUGGGCCUGAGGGUGCUACUGCGGAGGGUGCGGAGCCUGGGGGUGCUGAGCCGGGGGGUGCUGUGCCUGGAGGUGCUGAGCCUGGGGGUGCUGAGCUGGGAGCUGCUGAGCCUGGGGGUGCUGCGUCUGGAGCUGCUGAGCCUGGGGUUUCUCCUGCUGCUGCGUCUCGCCGGGAGCCCCUCUCUCCACAGGAGCUGCGCAAGUGGUUCGCUCGCCGCUGGAGGCGUGCUGCUGCGUCUAGAGGUGCUGCUGGAGCUGGAGCUGGAGCUUCUUCGACCGUCGAGGGUGCGGGUGCUGCCGGUCCCGGAGCUGCUGGACCUGCGGGUCCUCCUGGAGCUGGAGCUGCUGAGGGCGCUGGUGCUGAGCCUACUGCUGUUGGUCCUGCCGCUGGAGGUGUGGGUGGCGCUGGUGCUGUCGCUGAGGGUGCUGGUGCUGUCCGUGCUGCGUCUGGAGCUGCCGCGCGGCCUCGGCCGUACUUCGUUCCGCUCCUGCAGCAGGUUCUUGGUCUUUCUCCUCCAGUAGAGGGUCCACCGCCUGUCCAGUCGCAGUCCCUGCUGGAGCCUUCCUCUCCCCUGCCUGCUCCCUCUCCUUACACUGGUCCUACUGGAGGUCUUGCUGAGCGUCGUGAGCCUGCGUCUCGUCCCGCGUCGCCUGUUCGUGCUGCUCGCGCUAGUGGUCGCAGUUCGCGUCAGCGUCCUCCUCCUGUCCCUGGCACGCACCGGAUGUCUUUGCGUCCGUCCACUGCUCCUCUGCGUGCCCCUUUGCCUUCUCCUCCGGAGUCCUCUCUUCCUGCGCUUGCCGACCCUGAGUCGGACUCUCUUCGUGCUGCCAGUCCUACUGUCAUGCGUCUGCUUGCUACUGUCGUCACUGACCCCUCUUUUGAGUCCACUGCUGCGUCUGCUCUUGUCGUUGAGCUCGUCGACUUUGCUGCUCGCUGUCGUCUCGACUACGCUGCUAGUCUUGUUGCUGAGUCUGCGUCUGUCUGUCCUCCGUCCGUCGGGGGUGAGUGUGCUCUUGGCACGGACGCCCUAGAGGACAGACAGGAGGAGUUACAGUGUCUAGCGGCUGCUUCACCUCAUCUCGCGUCUGUACUGCUUGCCCCUGAGGGAGACCCGGAUGCACUAGACAUCCCGACUCCGCGUUCUUACGCGGAGGCCUCCACAGGCACCUACGUUGACGCGGUUCCCCCUCCUGGGGCGAACAUCGUCAGUGGCAUGUGGAUCUUCAGGGUGAAGCGGCCGCCGGGCUCUCCACCUGUCUUCAAGGCGCGGUACGUUGCUCGUGGCUUCAGUCAGCGGCAGGGGGUUGACUACUUUCAGACCUUCUCUCCCACCCCGAAGAUGACCACUCUUCGGGUGCUGCUGCACAUAGCCGCUCAGCACGACUACGAGCUUCACUCUCUCGACUUCAGCACUGCGUUCCUGCAGGGUAGCCUGCACGAGGAGAUCUGGCUGCGCCGUCCACCUGGCUUCACUGGGACUUUCCCUCCUGGCACCCAGUGGAGCCUCCGACGGCCAGUCUACGGUCUCCGCCAGGCACCGCGUGAGUGGCACGACACACUGAGGACUACGCUUGCGGCUCUUGGGUUUGCUCCUUCUACUGCUGACCCGUCGCUGUUUCUUCGCACCGACACUUCCCUGCCGCCGUUCUACAUCCUUGUGUACGUCGACGACUUGGUCUUUGCCACAGCGAACACUGCUGGACUCGCCUACGUGAAGUCCGAGGUGCUGAAGAGACACACGUGCACAGACCUGGGUGAACUGCGCAGCUACCUUGGCUUGCAGAUCACUCGGGACAGAGCACGCCGCACCAUUACCUUGACUCAGUCACACAUGGUGCAGCAGGUCCUUCAGCGCUUCGGCUUCACGUACUCCUCGCCUCAGGCCACUCCUCUGCCUACUCGCCACUCACUCUCAGCUCUGCCUUCGGAUGAGUCCGUAGAGUCGAGUGGUCCGUAUGCAGAGCUUGUUGGCUGCCUCAUGUACCUGAUGACCUGCACACGACCUGACCUUGCAUACCCUCUGAGCAUUCUUGCACGCUAUGUUGCUCCUGGGAGACACAGACCGGAGCACAUGGCUGCAGCGAAGAGGGUAUUGCGCUACCUGUGCAGUACGUCGGGCAUGGGGCUAGUGCUUGGAGGGCGGAGUCCAGUGGUCCUUACCGGCCACGCGGACGCUUCUUGGGCUGACGACCAGGCUACGCAGCGGUCGUCACAGGGUUACACCUUCAGCCUUGGUUCCGGCUCUGUCUCGUGGCGGUCUACUCGCUCGUCUUCGGUUCUCGGCUCCAGUUGUGAGGCUGAGAUCUACGCCGGGGCCAUGGCUGCACAGGAGCUUCGCUGGCUCACCUACCUGCUGACUGACCUUGGAGAGCCGCCUCGUUCUCCUCCAGUGCUGUACGUAGACAACAAGGCCAUGCUGGCCUUGUGUCGAGAGCAGCGCUUGGAGCACAGAACGAAGCACAUUGCUCUCCGCUACUUCCUUGCUCGUGAGCUGCAGCAGCGUGGUCAGUUGCGACUUGCGUACGUGGCCUCUGAGGCCAACACUGCUGAUGUGUUCACCAAGGCACUCGCGCCUUGUGACCAUCAGCGCUUUUGCACCCAGCUGGGUCUUGUGCCUGUCUUGCCUCACUUGCUCUCCUCUUGA
Molecule: messenger RNA, 5556 nt
Organism: Closterium sp. NIES-65
Lineage: Eukaryota; Viridiplantae; Streptophyta; Zygnematophyceae; Desmidiales; Closteriaceae
Source: the annotation of a GenBank genome assembly